GACACUAGACUGUUAGGGCCCGGAUGCGGAGCAUGCGCCACAGACUCCGUCAAUAAUCCAGUGGGUCGGGCUACACAUACAGUAUCUACCGAGAAUGGUGCGCUUCAAGUCCCGAUACCUGCUGUGCGAGAUUUCAUUUGCCAGCCCUAAUGGCUGGCAGCAUGUAGAUGAAAAGAAGUUGCAUCGUGCCAUCCUGGAGGCAAUUCAAAAGGUCCACGGCGACUUUGGGGUUGCCUGCUGCGCCGUGUCCUUUGCAGUUAAGUACCUCAACACUUACACUGGUAUUCUACUUCUUCGCUGUCGGAAGGCCCAUUAUCGCUUACUCUGGUCAACACUGGCUUUCAUCCACCAGCUGGGCAAGAAAGAGACUUGUGUUAUCACCUGCAUACAUGUCGGCGGUACCAUUCGAACGUGCCAGAAGUUCCUUAUUGGAUACAACAAGCAACAACUGCUACGUAAGCUGCCGGCCUGUAAAAGUGAAGCGGAGCGCACAGCCUUACAAGAGGCAGUGAGGAGCUGCUCGCUGAAGGAGCUACAGGAGGAUGUGGUGUCGGCUAGCGAGGAAGACUCCAAUUAAGUCAACGUGUGGACUCACGCUACCAGAAGUAUUACUUUUUUUUAAUGGCUCAUUUUGUAUGUACAGCUUUUUAAAUAAAGCACUGCCGUCAAAUA
Molecule: messenger RNA, 672 nt
Organism: Polypterus senegalus (gray bichir)
Lineage: Eukaryota; Metazoa; Chordata; Cladistia; Polypteriformes; Polypteridae
Gene: pop5
Product: POP5 homolog, ribonuclease P/MRP subunit
Exons: 5
Coding region: 95-577 (160 amino acids)
Biological process (GO): tRNA 5'-leader removal
Cellular component (GO): ribonuclease P complex
Molecular function (GO): ribonuclease P RNA binding
Source: RefSeq, a predicted model, not a curated record